UCAGAGUGAUGCGAGAUUUUCAAGCGGCGCUAUCUUUUUAUGUGUGUAUGUGUGUGUGUAGCAUACAGUCAGUUGUGGAUCGCGGGGCAGUGCGUGUGUUAGCACACUAGUAGCGAGGGAUUACUUACUGAAAAACCAUCGGGACCUACGCAAUUUUUUUUUUUACUCGUGGUGUCUAAACGUGCCAAAUUUUCUUUGAAAUAUUUCCAUCAUGUCUGGAUACAGCUGUCGAGGGUUUAUUGUGGUGUGUGCUUGUUUGUUUUUAUUCCCACAUUUUUCGCUGGCCGUGAACUCGUGCUCCUCUGUGGCUCAGGUGUACAAUUCGAAAGGAGUUGGUCCAGCUAAUGACGUACCUGUGUCCCCUAUCUCAGAGCCCCUGCUAUCUGCCUGUGCCCACUCCCAACGGCUAGAGAACGGUUCCACCUGUUGCACCCUGGCCAUGGAGGAGACUUUCCUCCUGGCCUCAGGGAACCACCUCCGCACACAGAUCCGGGCCAUCAACCAGAAACUUAAAGACCGGAUUACGAUGAGCUUAAACUUGUACAAAGAACAUUUGCGCCAAACGUUACAAGACGCUCAAACACGGACCUCUGACAAACUGACCACGUGGUAUAAAAUACCCCGAGAAGCCCACAAAAAAGUCCUCGACUCGUUUUUCCACGGUCUGCGCCGGUACCUGUUGCACGAGAGCGAGACCCGGAUGUCGGAUACCAUGAAGGAAUUUUUCAAGAACCUGUUUCCUCUCGUGUUCGAGUACGUCAUCGGCGACCCCUCCAAGACGGCUCACCUUGGCGAAGAGUUCUAUGGCUGUCUGGCCAGGAACUACGAUUCGAUCAAACCUUUUGGCAACAUUCCACUGUACCUGGAGAAACAGGUCACCUACGCCUUCCAGCGGGCCCGCAUCUUCACCGAGUCGCUCAACGUCAUGGUGCACACGGUCAACGUCACCGACCACGUGGACGUCGACUCGGAGUGCCGGCGCGCCGUCACCCGUCUCGAGUUCUGCUCGCUGUGCAGCGGGGAGGCGGAGGUGAAGCCGUGCCGAGGGCUGUGUCUCAACGUGAUGAGGGGCUGCCUGGCCAAGGUGACCGAGCUGUCGUCUGCCUGGAUAGACGUGGUGUCCGGGUUCCAGAACCUGCACCUGGUCAUGGUCAAGCAGCACAACGCCGAGGAGUUCGUCUCCUAUAUGGACGGCAACGUCACGGACGCUCUGCUCCACUCGAUGGACGACAGCCUGCGGAUCUAUAACGAGACACUGAGACUGUGCAACAAGUCCUCCAACGACACCAACAAAGAAAAAGUCUUCAAGAAGUUCACUAACCCCGCCCACCACACCCCCCACACCCCCUCCGCCCACCUCCAGGCCACCCGUAACGACAUCAGCACCCUGGUCCAGCAACUAGAGGACUCCAAGUUCUUCCUGCAGCAACUCGCCGAUGGUCUGUGUCGCCGGCCCUCGCUCUACGACCAGGAGAUGCAGAGUGACACGUGUUGGAAUGGAACAGCUGUUGGAAA
Molecule: messenger RNA, 1515 nt
Organism: Physella acuta
Lineage: Eukaryota; Metazoa; Mollusca; Gastropoda; Physidae
Product: glypican-1
Biological process (GO): regulation of protein localization to membrane; positive regulation of canonical Wnt signaling pathway; cell migration
Cellular component (GO): extracellular region; plasma membrane; cell surface
Source: RefSeq, a predicted model, not a curated record